Molecule: messenger RNA, 957 nt
Organism: Diaporthe citri
Lineage: Eukaryota; Fungi; Ascomycota; Sordariomycetes; Diaporthales; Diaporthaceae
Exons: 1
Coding region: 1-957 (318 amino acids)
Biological process (GO): regulation of transcription by RNA polymerase II
Molecular function (GO): DNA-binding transcription factor activity, RNA polymerase II-specific
Source: RefSeq, a predicted model, not a curated record
AUGCUGCACCUUCGCCUUCUACACCAAUACAACACCUACACCGUCCAGACCUUCACUGAUGCCUUCCAGCUCGGGGGUUUCAAGUCGGAGGCUCUCCGCGUCGAUGUCCCCACCCUCGCCUUCCAGCACCACUACCUCAUGGACGCCCUCUUCUCCGUCACCCUCCUCCACCUGGCCAGCACGGAUCCUUCCCCUGACCUCCCCGUCACCACGUACCGAGACCGCGCGCUGCGGCAGCUGCGGCAUCAGGUCGAGAAUGUGUCGGAAGAAAAUGCCCGACCCGUCUUUAUCGCUUCGCCCCUGUUAUCUGUGACUGCACUUACGGCGGAUCGGCAGACGGGCUAUGAGGGGAUGUGGCUCACGAACUGGCUUGCGCUGGCCAUCGGGCCGCGGAUCAUGAUAAACGGACAGAGGAAACACGUAUCGCCCCGCCCCACGCCGCUGAGGGCAACACCGCUGGACCACGCUGCUCCUGUCGCGAUCCCAUUGGAGCUGGAGGAUGUCCUGCGGAUGGACGAGGACGACGAGGACGACGAGGACUGGGAGUUCCGCGAGGACCUCCAGCGCGCGGCAUCCGGGAUAGGCAGGCUGUUCGGGUCACUGGUCUGCCCUACCUGUGAGCUCUGCGUGGCUUUCAAGGUCAGGUCAUGGCUGUUCGUAUACGUCUCGUCAAAAUUUGUGGAUAUCGCCCGUCGCCUGAGGCCGAGAGCCUUGGUUGUGACGAGCUACUACCUGCCAUUCUUCCACUGGUUUCCAAAGAUCUGGCUGUAUGAGGACGUGGCUAUGCGGGAGACGGAGAGGAUUGCCGCGGCAGUUGGGGAUGAAUGGGCUGCGCCUCUGGCGGCUCCCAAGGUUGCCGUGAGAGUGAAGGAUACGGGUCUCCUGAAAGAGUUCCUUCUUGGGCUCGUGUCCCGUGAAUGUCUUCAAGAUGAGAACUCUUUUGAAGGAUUUGUUUGA